AUGGAGAAUGUGCCUUAUUCUAAUGCCAUAGGAAGCAUUAUGUAUGCGAUGAUUGGAACAAGAUGUGAUCUCGCUUAUGCUGUUGGGUUAGUGAGCAGGUACAUGUCAAGACCGGGUCUGAUGCAUUGGGCUGCAGUUAAAUGGGUGCUAAGAUAUAUGAAGGGAACAAAGGAACACAAGCUAGUGUUCAGGAAGAAUGGAAACUUCAAGGUAGAAGGUUUCUGCGAUGCUAAUUUCUCAACAGAUUUGGAUAAGAGGAGAUCGAUCAGUGGUUAUGUUUUCUCAGCUGGAGGGAAUGUCAUUAGCUGGAGGUCAUGUUUCCAACAUGUGGUUGCUCUUUCUACAACAGAGGCGGAAUACAUGGCGCUUGUGGAAGCAGUUAAGGAGGCAAUUUGGUUGAGAGGUUUGUCUGAAGAGAUGGGUUUUGAGCAGGAUUCAGUGAAGAUCUGGUGUGCUUCACAGAGUGCGAUGUGUUUAGCCAAGAACAACGUUCAUCACGAAUGGACUAAACACGUCAGCAGGAAACUCCACUUCAUCAGAGACAUCAUCGAGAAAGGGGAAGUGACAGUUGAGAAGAUACACACUUCGAAGAACCCUGCAGACAUAUUAACUAAGGUCGUUCUUGUGAAGAAGUUUGAAGCGGCUCUGAGGGUUCUCGGAGUGGCCAAGCACUGA
Molecule: messenger RNA, 675 nt
Organism: Brassica napus (rape)
Lineage: Eukaryota; Viridiplantae; Streptophyta; Magnoliopsida; Brassicales; Brassicaceae
Product: secreted RxLR effector protein 161-like
Exons: 1
Coding region: 1-675 (224 amino acids)
Molecular function (GO): nucleic acid binding
Source: RefSeq, a predicted model, not a curated record